AAUGCAAAGUGCGUUUGUACCUACGAUCGCGAAAUGAUGGUGGCUUGGCCAUGCUUUAACAUAAGCGUAUGGUAUGACCAUACAUGCCCUUCGUGUAAAGAAGAUGGCUACUGUGAGUAUAGCUCACAUGAAGGCGAAGAACCUGAUAACAAUGCGUCAGGAUGGCCGUGUAAAUGUCGCAAUCGCACAGAAAGUAUUGAGAUAGUUGAUGCUCCUUACUGCAUCGGCAAACGUCCGCGGGAGAUUCGAAAGCUGUGGGUUGAUGACUUUACGAACACUACAACCACCUCUACUACCACUACUACUACUACAAGUAAAUCAGUCAAUAACUAUUUUGCAUUAGAAGGAUUAGAUCUCAUAUUUUCAGCCACAACGACCACCACCACCACAACGACACCACCCACAACACCUAUGCCGACUGCUCGGCCCAAUCAGAGAGCGAUUGUGAGCAAUCCGGAAACCAUCAAAGCUAUGGGAUUUUCGGGAAUGACUGAUGGAGUCGCGAUGUUAACGAGAGCCAAAGAAAAUUUGAUGUUUACCAUGUCUGCGUUGUCCGUUGAACAGCGCAUAGCCUUAUCUCAAAGCAAGCGUGAAUUUAUAGAAAUGUGCUCUUUUAAUGGGCAUGAGUGUAAUAUUGAAGAGGACUUUCGUCUUCAUGUCGAUCCAGAAUUCGGUAACUGUUACACAUUUAAUUAUGAUGUAAACAACAACUACACAAGCAGCAGAGCAGGACCAAUGUACGGAAUAAGAGUGCUCCUUUUCGUGAAUACUUCUGACUACAUGUCAACUUCGGAAUCAGCUGGAGUGCGGCUUGCAAUACAUGCCCCUACCGAAUAUCCAUUUCCUGAUACAUUUGGCUACUCGGCUCCAAAACUCAUACAAAGACUGUCUAAACCUUACGGAGACUGCAUUCAUCCAGAAAGCUUCAAUAAAACUGAUUAUAUAUACGAAAAUUACGACUAUCAUCCGGAAGGAUGUCAUCGAAGCUGCUUCCAAACGAAUUUACUGCGUGAUUGUGCAUGUGGGGAUCCACGCUUCCCAGUGCCGGAAAACCGCAAACAUUGCUCAGCAUUCAACGCUACAGCAAGAGACUGUUUGGAAAAGAACAUCGGUUCCAUUGGGGAUUUUCAUCACAUAACAGAAAGAAUGAACUGUGAAUGCAAACAGAGAUGUACGGAGGUGGUGCAUGAGGUCACAUUCUCGACCAGUAGGUGGCCCUCAGGAGCGACUGAUGUAAUAUUGUCACAUACCAAGAAACUACCUGUGUCUCUAUUUUCGCACAUGAACGAACCUAGAAAAAUGUUCUACGUGGAAAAUACUGGGGUACAUCUUACUAAGUUUACUCUGCUAUCUCCCUUGGCAUGCAUGCAAAACUUCAUCCAAGCCCUCUGUGCUUAGGC
This is a messenger RNA of Cylicostephanus goldi, 1400 nucleotides long. The record is from the annotation of a GenBank genome assembly. NCBI's taxonomy places the organism in Eukaryota, Metazoa, Nematoda, Chromadorea, Rhabditida, Strongylidae.